This is a messenger RNA of Euleptes europaea (tarantolino), 1020 nucleotides long. It is a transcript of the gene ST3GAL1, whose product is annotated as ST3 beta-galactoside alpha-2,3-sialyltransferase 1. The coding region runs from base 1 to 1020 and encodes 339 amino acids. The record is from RefSeq and is a predicted model, not a curated record. Gene Ontology annotation, molecular function: beta-galactoside (CMP) alpha-2,3-sialyltransferase activity. NCBI's taxonomy places the organism in Eukaryota, Metazoa, Chordata, Lepidosauria, Squamata, Sphaerodactylidae. The transcript has 6 exons.
AUGCUCGCCGUCAGGAAGAGGAGCCUGAAAGUGUUCACGCUGGCCUUGCUCUUUGUGGUUACCAUCACCUCGUUCUUGCUGAACUACACCCACAACGCCGUCAUGACCGGUUGGGAGCCCAGGCAGAUUCUCGAGCAUUUUCGGAGACUGAUGAAAUAUCCCCAGAGGCCCUGCGGCUGCAACACCUGCAUCUCCGAGCAGGGGCUCUCGCCCUGGUUCGACGAGAGGUUUAACCAAACUAUGCAACCAUUCUUGACCGCACGGAACGCCUUCAUGCCUCCAGAGAGCUAUAAGUGGUGGCUGAAACUACAAGGUGAGAGAAACCCUAAGUAUAUGAACGAGACCAUCCAGGAACUGUUUGAGAUCAUUCCCGCAGACAGGGAGCCGAUUCUGGAGAGAAGUGGGUCGCAGUGCCGGAGGUGUGCUGUGGUGGGCAAUUCGGGUAACCUGAAGCAGUCUCAGUAUGGCAAAGCGAUCGAUGCCCAUGACUUUGUGUUCAGGAUGAACAAAGCCCCAACCGCCGGCUUUGAAGCAGAUGUCGGCAGCAAAACCACCCACCACUUCAUCUACCCGGAGAGCUACAGAGAGUUGGCCAGGGACGUCAACAUGGUCCUCAUCCCGUUCAAAACCUUGGAUCUACGCUGGGUCGUCAGCGCUCUAACCACCGGCACCAUCAACCACACGUACAUUCCAGUUCCACGUAAAAUUAAAGUCAACAAAGACAAGAUCCUGGUUUAUCAUCCCGUCUUUAUAAAAUAUGUCUAUGACAACUGGCUGCAGCAUCAUGGAAGAUACCCUUCGACCGGCUUCCUGUCAGUUAUAUUUGCCCUCCACAUCUGCGACGAGGUGGAUCUGUAUGGCUUUGGAGCAGAUACCAAAGGGAACUGGCACCAUUACUGGGAGAACAAUCUUUCCGGUGGGGCGUUCCGAGUGACGGGAGUCCACGAUGGAGAUUUUGAAUCUAACGUCACGUUGGCUCUUUCCUCGGCUGACAAAAUACGUAUCUUCAAGGGCAGAUGA